GACGUGUGCGCUUUCCACUGGAGACUCACAGAGAGAGGAGGGAGAGCGGCGGCGGAGAGACAGGAGAGACAUUCCCGCAGCAGCCCGGGGACCGUACAGCCAGAGCGCACCGGCGGGGAGUGCAGGUAUGGCGAGCAUGCUGUCUAAGCGUCUUGGGAAGAGAUCCCUUCUUGGGGCCCGCGUUUGCGCCCCGAACCUGUCUGCCGACGGGAUGUUGGUGGAGGGUCCGCUGGCUGCGCAAGCCGAUCUCUCUGGAGCAGCCCACCUCGGGGCUUUUGACGGCGGUUGCUACAAGGAGUGCGCAGACGAGGCCGGCGGUCCCGCUGGAAGUCUUCCUUUAAGCCGCUUCAAGCUGCAUCCUGGUCAGAAGGUGUUCAUCACCCACAAUGGAAGAGAGUGCGUGGGUUUGGUGGAGCAGCACAACCAUAUCGAUGACGAGGUGAAGCUGUUCGUUUUGGAGCUGGGGCUCCACUUGUGCAGAAAGACCGAAGACGUGCGCCUGGCGGAGGCCCAGAGAGCAUCGCCCAUGGAGCAGUCUCUUCCCGCCGGUUUUGGGGCAGUUCCCGUCCCAGCUCAGCGGUCGGUGUCUCGCAGCAUCGACGUUCCCAAGAGGCGUUCCGACGCGGUCGAGAUGGAUGAGAUGAUGGCAGCGAUGGUUCUCACCAGCUUGUCUUGCAGCCCGAUCGUACAGAGCCCACCGUCCGCCGACAGCAUCCCAGCUCCCCGAGUGACCUGCGACUUGUGGAAGGAGAGCGAGGAUGUCUCGGACAGCGGCAGCAGCACCACGAGCGGUCACUGGAGCGCGAGCAGCGGCGUCUCCACUCCCUCGCCUCCUCACACCGAAGCGAGCCCCAAAUACACAAGCGAGGUCUUCAGCGCUUCCCACAUUGACGAGGGCUUUGAGACGGAUCCCGAUCCUUUUCUUCUGGAUGAACCGGCCCCACGGAAGAGAAAGAACUCCGUGAAAGUCAUGUACAAGUGUCUGUGGCCAAACUGCGGGAAAUUCCUGCGUUCUAUCGUCGGCAUUAAGCGCCACGUGAAGACCCAGCACCUCGGCGACGGAGCCGAUUCCGACCAGCGUAAGAGGGAAGAGGAUUUCUAUUACACAGAGGUCCAGAUGAAGGAAGAGGCUGAAGCAGAGAGCACCCCGAGGAGCCCAAGCACGGCCACCCCGCCGCUUCUCAUUCAGCCUGCGCAGCCCAAACCGGAGGCUCACGCUCUGGAGGUUCCGGCCGUGGAGUCUCCGUUGCCCAGCGCGCUCAGUCAGUCCGCACCCGGAUCCUUCUGGCACAUCCAGGCUGACCACGCGUACCAGGCCCUGCCUUCCAUCCAGAUUCCAGUUUCUCCUCACAUUUUCACGAGCAUAAGCUGGGCGCCGGCUCCUCCAACCAUCCCGACCCUCUCUCCGAUCCGAAGCCGGUCACUCAGUUUCAGUGAGCAGCAAGCGCAGACGGCAGCGAUAAAGUCCCACCUGAUCGUGGCUUCCCCCCCGAGAGCGUCAAACGGCAGCAGGAAAGUCCGCGGCGAAGCAAAGAAAUGCCGUAAGGUCUAUGGCAUCGAGCACAGAGACCAGUGGUGCACCGCCUGCCGGUGGAAGAAAGCCUGCCAGCGAUUUCUCGACUGAGCAAGAAGGCCGCGGAACGCGCGCUGUCCGCUGAAAAGCUGACGCUCGCCUCCCCCCCUCCCCCGCUCCGGCACCUGA
Spea bombifrons (plains spadefoot toad) is the source of this 1702-nucleotide messenger RNA. It is a transcript of the gene ZNF395, whose product is annotated as zinc finger protein 395. Lineage: Eukaryota; Metazoa; Chordata; Amphibia; Anura; Pelobatidae. The transcript has 10 exons. Gene Ontology annotation, cellular component: nucleus. The record is from RefSeq and is a predicted model, not a curated record. The coding region runs from base 128 to 1624 and encodes 498 amino acids. Gene Ontology annotation, biological process: regulation of transcription by RNA polymerase II. Gene Ontology annotation, molecular function: RNA polymerase II cis-regulatory region sequence-specific DNA binding; DNA-binding transcription factor activity.